Molecule: messenger RNA, 1071 nt
Organism: Branchiostoma belcheri (Belcher's lancelet)
Lineage: Eukaryota; Metazoa; Chordata; Leptocardii; Amphioxiformes; Branchiostomatidae
Product: riboflavin kinase-like
Exons: 4
Coding region: 84-551 (155 amino acids)
Biological process (GO): FMN biosynthetic process; riboflavin biosynthetic process
Cellular component (GO): mitochondrion
Molecular function (GO): riboflavin kinase activity
Source: RefSeq, a predicted model, not a curated record
GUCGACCGGCAUUGCGCAACCUUUGACCUCCAUUAUAGUAACCAUAUACCGUAGCAAAAACUGUUACGGAACCGUCUAGAAAAAUGAACUUUUCGCGUGUUUUACCAUAUUUCUGCCGAGGGAAAGUUGUUCAUGGGUUCGGGAGAGGUAGUAAGGAACUAGGAAUACCCACAGCAAAUCUGGCUAAAGAGGUGGUUGACCACAUCCCCCAGGACAUUCCAACUGGUAUCUACUACGGCUGGGCGAGUGUGGAUGGGGGGGAGGUGCACAAGAUGGUGAUGAGUCUCGGAUGGAACCCGUUUUACAAGGACAAGACAAAAUCUAUGGAGCCUCAUCUUCUGCAUCACUUCAAGGAGGAUUUCUACGGUGCGACUCUCAGUGUGUGCAUAGUCGGAUACAUACGGCCAGAAAUGUCAUUUAACUCUGUUGAUGAACUCAUAGCUGCUAUCCACUCAGAUAUGGAGGUCGCCAAACAGGAACUGGACAAACCUGAGAACAGAAUGUACAAAGAUGACAACUUCUUCCACGAGAAAACUUCGUCAUCGCUCUGAUAAAAUGUUUAUAUACAGGAGGAUCAAAAUCAAUCAUUCUAUUAAAAAAAUAUAGCUUAUAUUUCAGACCCUUUCAGACCCGGCCUGUAGCUUUGUAAAACAGCCUAUGAAUGGUCCAUCUGGGGGCAUUUGUUACCAGCCAAUCACAUCGCUUCCUGAUUGAAAGAGGCAACAUGAUUGGCUAAGGACAACAAAUGGGCAUGUGCCCUGGGAGAAUCUGAUUGGCUGACAGCUGACCUGUGCUGAUGCCCCUAGAUGGACAGGCUGUUUUAUCAGAACUGAAUUAUGUUUGAUAAAUCUGUGGGCUGGUAUAGGCAAGGGUUAUAUUUCAGACAAAAUGCUCCCUAUGCCUUUAUUGUUUUAAGGCACGGGUAGUGUGGGAUAUGUUGGAAAGGAAUCUCAGGGAAGCUAUCCCACUACACAUAUACAUGUAGCUCUGCAAAAUGUGACCUAAAAUAAUCUUAAAAGCACAAUCCUCCGUAAACUAUAUAACUUAACCUGUACUUCAGACAGCAUAGAU